Messenger RNA from Camponotus floridanus (Florida carpenter ant), 2102 nucleotides. RefSeq names its product probable 28S rRNA (cytosine-C(5))-methyltransferase (gene Nsun5). Gene Ontology annotation, molecular function: methyltransferase activity. Bases 170 to 2017 code for a protein of 615 amino acids. NCBI's taxonomy places the organism in Eukaryota, Metazoa, Arthropoda, Insecta, Hymenoptera, Formicidae. Gene Ontology annotation, biological process: rRNA base methylation. The record is from RefSeq and is a predicted model, not a curated record. Gene Ontology annotation, cellular component: nucleolus. The transcript has 6 exons.
CGUGAGUUAUGAUUGGCUUUCCGCUUUUCUGCCAAGAUGUGAAUGCGCCCUUAUGAAUAAUCUAAUGUAAUAACCUAACUUGUGCGAUGAACUGUUCAAAACGAUGUUUAACGAUUUAAUUUCAUUAAUCAUAUAUCAGACAAAAUAUAAUUUUUAAACAAUUUGUAAUAUGUCGAACGGAUUCGUACAUUCUGUUGCAGUCCCGCGUAUUUAUAAAUUCACGGCCGAUAUUGUACGCCGCGUGCGAGAAGAUGGUGCCAGUCCAAAGACAUUAAUUUACGAGAAGAAUCACCCAAACAUAUCUGGUAUAUAUGGUCUCUCGAUGAAUACCUUGCGAAUGCUGCCUCAUUUAGACCAACUUUUCCACAAGACCCAUAUUCUCACAGAGCAACCACGUUUGGAUCCCUGGUUAGCUAAAGUCCUCGUAACGGAGCUUCUAUGGGGCAAAAAAUGCUUAAAGAGCCACUCCAAACCAGUUUUAGCUGUGUUAGCUUAUGAGAAGAAGUUGCAAGAAGAGUUGAAAAACCUCAACUACAUAGAGACUUCCAUCUCUUAUAAACAAAAAGUGCGAAAACCUCGAUACGUUCGUAUCAACACUCUUUUAAUAUCAGUUGAGAAAGCCAUCUCUUUAUUCCAAAAGGAAGGAUGGAAAUUACUACCCAAGAGCACAACAUACUCCUCAUAUCUGCGGUCCUUAUUACAAUUAUCGAAACCUUAUUUUAUACAAGAUUUGCAUAUACCGGAAGUGUUUGCUUUUCCGUCCUCAACAUAUUUUCACAAACAUGCCAGUUAUAAAAAUGGCGAAAUCAUCCUUCAAGAUAAAGCUAGUUGUUUGCCGGCACAUUUGUUGAAUCCAGUUAGUGGUUCCAUAGUGCUAGAUAUGUGCGCGGCACCUGGUAUGAAAACUACUCAUAUAGCAGCAAAGUUACAAAAUUAUGGACAGAUUUAUGCUGUGGAAAUCGAUGCUAAAAGAUUUGAAACUUUAUUCAAACAGAUAAAGACAAGUCAUUCCUUCUGUGUGAAACCUCUUAAUCAAGAUGCUCUAACUCUUGAUCCUAAGCAGUAUUCACAUGUGGAAUAUAUUCUGGUCGAUCCAAGUUGUUCUGGAUCAGGUAUUGUGGAUAGACCAGAACAAAGUAAUACGAACAAUAAGCUUUUGUCAAAGCGCCUGCAAAAUCUACACUCAUUCCAAGUUUACCUUCUUAGAUAUGCGCUAUUUAAUUUUCCGAAUGCAAAAAGAAUAAUCUAUAGCACCUGUUCUCUUUAUCCUGAGGAGAAUGAAGAAGUAAUAGAUGAAGUUCUCGCUGAUAUUGGCAAUGCUUAUUGCUUGGUGCCAGCUAAAGAGUUAUUGGGAAAUAAUUGGACAAAUUUCAGUUCCAAAAGAUACAAUUGUGCAGAUAAAUGUUUGUAUUCGAAGCCCAAUAUUGAUUUUUGCAAUGGCUUUUUCGUGGCGAUAUUUGAUAGAAAUUUCGAUGUGGCACUGCCAGAAUGCAAACGUAAAGGAGGUAAUAUAAAUUCUACUAUAGCAAAUUUGGAUAUAAAAAAAAAUGAUAUGGUGGAGAAAAUUGAAUGUAAGCAAAAACAAGACAAAAGAGAGAAGGAGGAGGAGCAAAAAAUCUCAAUGAAUGAUGAACAAAUAAAGAUAUCAAAGAAUAUUGAAUUUGCACAAGAAAACAAAGUAGAAAAUGGAGUAAAAGCAAAAAGAAAUAAAAAAGAUGUAAAAAAAAUCGAUAAUUGCUUUUUAUCAAAUUUGAAUCAGGAAGUAAUAACAUUGAACAGGCCUGAAGAUAUUCAGAUGAAGAUAUCAGAAGAUAUGAAGCGAAAAAGGUUAAAGGAAAAGAAAAGAUCAAAACCUGAAAAUCUACCUUUUAUAGAAAAAAAUAAAGAAAUGAUAAAAGUUAGUGACUUUAAAAAGAGAAAUCUAAAUGAAAAAAACAAAAUUGAGCCACCAAAGAAGAAAAAGAAAAAGAGAAAUGAGGAAAUCCUAAAAAUUGCAAAAGAAGAAAAAGAAGGGUAAGGAAAUCUAAAAGUUGAUAAAAAUCUAUGCUCGAAGAACAAAGAAGAAGAUAGAGCAAAAUAAGCAAAAAUAUCAAGAAGCAAAU